AUUCUUGUGUCAAGCAUCAAAGCAAUGGCAAGAACCAAGCAGACCGCCCGUAAAUCUACCGGAGGCAAAGCCCCCAGGAAGCAGCUGGCCACCAAGGCUGCCCGUAAGAGCGCCCCGGCCACCGGUGGAGUCAAGAAGCCCCAUCGUUACAGGCCCGGUACCGUGGCUCUCAGAGAGAUCCGUCGUUACCAGAAAUCCACCGAGCUGCUGAUCCGCAAGCUGCCCUUCCAGCGUCUGGUCAGAGAAAUCGCUCAGGAUUUCAAGACCGAUCUGCGCUUCCAGAGCUCCGCUGUCAUGGCUCUGCAGGAGGCCAGCGAGGCUUACCUGGUCGGUCUGUUCGAGGACACCAACCUGUGCGCCAUCCACGCCAAGAGGGUCACCAUCAUGCCCAAAGACAUCCAGCUGGCUCGCCGCAUCCGUGGAGAGAGAGCAUAA
Scomber japonicus (chub mackerel) is the source of this 435-nucleotide messenger RNA. RefSeq names its product histone H3. Gene Ontology annotation, cellular component: nucleosome. The transcript is spliced from 2 exons. Bases 25 to 435 code for a protein of 136 amino acids. Gene Ontology annotation, molecular function: protein heterodimerization activity; DNA binding; structural constituent of chromatin. The record is from RefSeq and is a predicted model, not a curated record. Lineage: Eukaryota; Metazoa; Chordata; Actinopteri; Scombriformes; Scombridae.